UCUAUAGCUUUGUUUUUACUGUCAUACACUCGACUCUUUCGCCGCUACUUCUCCUUCGCCUAUCUUAUUCCAGUGACUCUACACUGCGAUAUAGCCAUCUUUCACAUUACCUGCCUGAUCUACAAAAAUGGAGUCCCUCCGAACCUACACCGUCGUCAUCGGCUUGACCGUGUGUCUCUCUGUCAUGCUGCGCCGCGCGAGUGCAGUUCCCAUGUAUCCGUGCUCCAAGGCUGGAGACUUCUUCCCAGACCAGACCAACUCUCGCUCAUUCUGGGUAUGUGGCGAUAAUAAAGACGCAAAGGAGUACCACUGCCAGAAUGGUCUAAAGUGGGACCAAGAACGUGGCUGUGUGAAGGACUAAGGUGCCGUCAGGUCAAGGUACUGCACAUUAGCCUCUUUUGUAUGUACUAUGGGGCAUAGUAGCGUUGUUGAUGUUCGAUCACUCCACACCGACGCGACGCGAAACAGGAAACCCUAAAAUAAAAACCAUAUUAAAACGGCCUCUGUAUAAAAGUCGCUUCGGUCGCAGGGAUC
Molecule: messenger RNA, 534 nt
Organism: Gamsiella multidivaricata
Lineage: Eukaryota; Fungi; Mortierellomycota; Mortierellomycetes; Mortierellales; Mortierellaceae
Exons: 1
Coding region: 128-361 (77 amino acids)
Cellular component (GO): extracellular region
Molecular function (GO): chitin binding
Source: RefSeq, a predicted model, not a curated record